Molecule: messenger RNA, 2835 nt
Organism: Homo sapiens (human)
Lineage: Eukaryota; Metazoa; Chordata; Mammalia; Primates; Hominidae
Gene: ZNF274
Product: zinc finger protein 274
Exons: 6
Coding region: 568-1458 (296 amino acids)
Biological process (GO): regulation of DNA-templated transcription
Cellular component (GO): nucleolus; nucleus; cytoplasm
Source: RefSeq, a predicted model, not a curated record
ACUUCGCCGCCGGCCGACGGGCGCCAUUGUGCGGCGCGCGCCGGGUGAGUGCCGCGCGAAACCUGCGUCCGUCGGGGGCUGCGCUGGGCGGGUCCAGAACCGUUAGUUGGGGGCGAGCGCGGCCUCUGCAUUUUCCGCCGAGCUCGGGUACCCUGAGCCGGCCGUGCCUGCAGUCCUCCCGCCGCUCUGUGGGAUGGGGUCGGUGACCCGGAACCCCGAGGGGAGACAGUGCUUUCGGGGCGCCGCGGUGGAGAGAACAGAUCGCCUCCGGAAGCGUGGGGUCUGGGCCAGGGAGGCGAUCCCCUCCGAUGCGCGGGACAGAGGAGGCUCGGUGUCCUCUCGGGGAGGGGAAAACUGGUCCUAUCCAGUCCUGUGGGAGUCCUAUGACUCACUCUGGGCGUUUUCCAGUUUGGGUGGACUUGUCAUUUCCCGCUGAGGGAGCCGUUCCUGGGCGGAGGCUGCGGUAGCUCCCCAGCGGACACCUUAAGCCUCUCCCUCCCCUCCCAACUUCGGUUUCCUCAGGACUCUGCCCACUUCCACCAGAGACACAUUGAGAAGGAGGAAACUAUGGCCUCCAGGCUUCCGACGGCCUGGUCCUGUGAACCAGUGACCUUUGAAGAUGUAACACUGGGUUUUACCCCGGAAGAGUGGGGACUGCUGGACCUCAAACAGAAGUCCCUGUACAGGGAAGUGAUGCUGGAGAACUACAGGAACCUGGUCUCAGUGGAACAUCAGCUUUCCAAACCAGAUGUGGUAUCUCAGUUAGAGGAGGCAGAAGAUUUCUGGCCAGUGGAGAGAGGAAUUCCUCAAGACACCAUUCCAGAGUAUCCUGAGCUCCAGCUGGACCCUAAAUUGGAUCCUCUUCCUGCUGAGAGUCCCCUAAUGAACAUUGAGGUUGUUGAGGUCCUCACACUGAACCAGGAGGUGGCUGGUCCCCGGAAUGCCCAGAUCCAGGCCCUAUAUGCUGAAGAUGGAAGCCUGAGUGCAGAUGCCCCCAGUGAGCAGGUCCAACAGCAGGGCAAGCAUCCAGGUGACCCUGAGGCCGCGCGCCAGAGGUUCCGGCAGUUCCGUUAUAAGGACAUGACAGGUCCCCGGGAGGCCCUGGACCAGCUCCGAGAGCUGUGUCACCAGUGGCUACAGCCUAAGGCACGCUCCAAGGAGCAGAUCCUGGAGCUGCUGGUGCUGGAGCAGUUCCUAGGUGCACUGCCUGUGAAGCUCCGGACAUGGGUGGAAUCGCAGCACCCAGAGAACUGCCAAGAGGUGGUGGCCCUGGUAGAGGGUGUGACCUGGAUGUCUGAGGAGGAAGGAGCCAGUGACCUUCCAGGAUGUGGCUGUGGACUUCAGCCGGGAGGAGUGGGGGCUGCUGGGCCCGACACAGAGGACCGAGUACCGCGAUGUGAUGCUGGAGACCUUUGGGCACCUGGUCUCUGUGGGGUGGGAGACUACACUGGAAAAUAAAGAGUUAGCUCCAAAUUCUGACAUUCCUGAGGAAGAACCAGCCCCCAGCCUGAAAGUACAAGAAUCCUCAAGGGAUUGUGCCUUGUCCUCUACAUUAGAAGAUACCUUGCAGGGUGGGGUCCAGGAAGUCCAAGACACAGUGUUGAAGCAGAUGGAGUCUGCUCAGGAAAAAGACCUUCCUCAGAAGAAGCACUUUGACAACCGUGAGUCCCAGGCAAACAGUGGUGCUCUUGACACAAACCAAGUUUCGCUCCAGAAAAUUGACAACCCUGAGUCCCAGGCAAACAGUGGCGCUCUUGACACAAACCAAGUUUUGCUCCACAAAAUUCCUCCUAGAAAACGAUUGCGCAAACGUGACUCACAAGUUAAAAGUAUGAAACAUAAUUCACGUGUAAAAAUUCAUCAGAAGAGCUGUGAAAGGCAAAAGGCCAAGGAAGGCAAUGGUUGUAGGAAAACCUUCAGUCGGAGUACUAAACAGAUUACGUUUAUAAGAAUUCACAAGGGGAGCCAAGUUUGCCGAUGCAGUGAAUGUGGUAAAAUAUUCCGGAACCCAAGAUACUUUUCUGUGCAUAAGAAAAUCCAUACCGGAGAGAGGCCCUAUGUGUGUCAAGACUGUGGGAAAGGAUUUGUUCAGAGCUCUUCCCUCACACAGCAUCAGAGAGUUCAUUCUGGAGAGAGACCAUUUGAAUGUCAGGAGUGUGGGAGGACCUUCAAUGAUCGCUCAGCCAUCUCCCAGCACCUGAGGACUCACACUGGCGCUAAGCCCUACAAGUGUCAGGACUGUGGAAAAGCCUUCCGCCAGAGCUCCCACCUCAUCAGACAUCAGAGGACUCACACCGGGGAGCGCCCAUAUGCAUGCAACAAAUGUGGAAAGGCCUUCACCCAGAGCUCACACCUUAUUGGGCACCAGAGAACCCACAAUAGGACAAAGCGAAAGAAGAAACAGCCUACCUCAUAGCUCUCAAGCCAGUUGAAGAAACCUUGCCUUUUCAGCUUGACCCUGCAAUAUAACAUGCACAGGCCUGCUUGUGAAUCAGGACUGAAUGUGAAAGGGAAGUAUUGAGUGAGGACAUUCCCAAAACCAAAGGACAACUGAGGAGACUGCCCAGCACAUAAUGAAUAAAUAAGAAAAUGAGUGAGGAGUUAUUAACAUCAUUUGGAAAAAAGAUUUCCCAUUCACUUGAUAUUGUUUGUUCACUCAUUUAGUCAUUAAAAGUGAGAUUAAUAAAAUCUGAAAAUGUUAUAUAAUAACUUUAAAAAGCCAGGUAAUUAAUAAUCUGCACUGAUAUUACAUCCACAGUACCACAGUAUUUAUGUGUAUGAAUUAAGGAUUAAAAGAUAAUGUGGAUAAAUAAACUAUUGAUCUAUGUCUGUGUA